This is a messenger RNA of Poecilia reticulata (guppy), 5122 nucleotides long. The record is from RefSeq and is a predicted model, not a curated record. Lineage: Eukaryota; Metazoa; Chordata; Actinopteri; Cyprinodontiformes; Poeciliidae.
GGUGUCGUUUCCCCGCUAACGGGUUCAAGCUGUAGGAAGCUGGUAGGCAGCUAACAGCUGGACAAACCUCCAGCUGUUAGCUGGAGGACUGUCCCUGAACAGUCUGUCCCCGCCUGUUCAGGGACAGACCGGGAUAUACUUUCCGUUUGUCCCUGAAGGCAGCCGAAUAGAGUUGUGAAUGAACCAAGCACCUCAAUGCGUCUCCCGUGGCCGCGAUGGCAGCAACAAAAACGGAGGAUGCUGAAGCUGUUCGGUGCGCUGGUUGUCCUCGGACUGGCUCUGGCGUUCAUCACCUCUUGGGUGCUGGAUAGCUAUGACACGGCUUGGCACCCUAAACGCAGCAUUCGGCACCCGAGUGCCAGUGAUGGAGAUGGACCUAAAGGAAGCUCUCCACCAUUUCCCGGCGACGAGUUGAACAACAUUUUCUGGUUUGUACAGGUGUCGGACAUUCACAUCAGUCGGUUUCGCGACCCAAAACGCAUUGCAGAUUUUGAGAAGUUCUGCACCCACACCAUCGAUGUGAUCAAACCAACCGUAGUGCUCGCAACAGGGGACCUGACAGAUGCCAAAACAGAGAGCAAGGUGGGUUCCCUCCAGCACGAGGUGGAAUGGCAGGCCUAUCAUAACGUCCUGAAGAAGUCACGAGUGAUGGAGCGCACCAAGUGGAUCGAUAUUCGAGGAAAUCAUGAUGCCUUCAACAUUAUGUCUUUGGAUAGCGUCAACAAUUAUUACAGAAAAUACUCAGCCAAUCAGAAAGUAGGCUCUUUUCAUUAUGUUCACACGACCCCGUUUGGUAACUACUCCUUYGUCUGUGUGGACGCCACCCUGACUCCUGGACCCAAACGGCCCUACAAUUUCUUCGGGAUCCUCAAUCAGACUCAGAUGGACUUGCUGAACAAGUUUGGAGCAGAGAGUUUGAAGAGCAAUCAGUCCAUCUGGUUUGGCCACUACACCACCUCCACCAUCGUCUCGCCGUCUCCCGGGGUCAGAGACAUGAUGAGGUCUGCUGUGGCGUAUCUGUGUGGCCACCUGCACACACUCGGCGGCCUGAUGCCAGUCCUCCACAGCCGCCAUCCGCACGGCACUCUGGAGCUGGAGCUGGGAGACUGGAUGGACAACCGCAGGUUCAGGGUCCUGGCCUUCGACCACGACCUGCUGAGUUUUUCUGACCUCCAGUUUGAGCAGUGGCCUGCAGUGCUCAUCACAAACCCUAAGGACGCGCAGUACCUCCACCCAGGGGUGGAGCCACUGGGCCGGAUACGGAGAUCAACACACAUUAGGAUCCUGGCCUUCUCCGAGGCUCUGAUCACUGCGGUCCACGUCAGCAUAGACGGGGAGCCGCUGGGCACUGGCCGCUCCGCCGGAGGGCCCCUGUAUGUCCUGCUGUGGGAUCCGACUCGCUACCUCACUGGCCUGCACACAAUUACAGUUAAAGUGGAGGACUCGGCGGGCCGGUCGGUGUUGAAGUUCCCUUUUNACUACUACUCUCUGCUGAUGUUGAACCUGUGCACAGCUUUAGGUCCGUGGUUCAUUGGAGAGAUGAUAGACGGACACAGUGGCGCCUGCUUCGCCUUCGGCGUUUUCAUCGACGGCCAUUUCCUGGAAGGAAGUCUCACUUAUGUUGUUGGAGUCGUUCAACUGCUAUUUUUCAACAUUCCCCUCACCUCUUACCUCUGCUGGAGCCUUCAUCACCGUUGYCACGGCAACACCAWGUGGUCCCACCUGGCGCGGCCGGGCCGUCGCGGCCGGACCGUGGCGGUGCACGUCUUCAUGCUGCUGCUGCUCGCCUGGCAGGCCCAUUCCUGCUACUUCCUCCUGCAGACCUACGGCRUCACGGCYUUCUUCCUGUCUCCCGUCCGCACGUGGGCCCUGGCGCUCGGCGUGGCCCUGGUCUACUGGGCCUGGACGGGCCCCGCCCCUCUGUUUCGCGACAGCGGCAAGAGCAACUCUUCCUCUUGACAGUAAAUUGCACUGUUGCACCCUGAGCCUGACUCACAGAUACAUUUUGCUGUCUCUCCUCACCCUGAAAGUCUGACUUCCCUCCUUCCUCCUUCGUCCUCGUCCUCCCAACCCUCUGGCGACGGCUGUCUUUUCCCCUCUCUUUCUCUACAGAACAACACCGAACUCUCCUGUUUCUAGAUAGUAUAGUUUACUUAAUAUGCAUGUUCUUGUAAAGCACCAACAAGCACAUUUGUGGCCAUAUUCAUAGGAAUCUAUACAGCGUUUUAAGGGUAAAUGGAUCUAGGAUGCAUAAAGGGCACAAAACGCACUACCUUGCAAAAGUAUUUAUUCGUAUUUUGUCACUUUAAAACCAUGAUGUUUAAUAUAUUUAAUUGGGAUUUUAUCGAAUUUGUACUGAAUCUUGCAAAGAUGAUAUUAUGUCUUCUUAGGUAUGUGUCUAUUCCCCCUGGACUCCUCCAAGAUCAGACUGGACGAAAAGCAAUUUUUAAGUCUUACUCCAGAUUUUCAGGUCUGACUUUAGUGCUAGACUUUGACUAGGUCAUUUAAGCAAAACCAUUUAAUUGCAGCUCUGCUGACCUGCUGGAAGGUGAUUCUUUGCCUUUGUGAUGUUUUUCAUGGUUUUUCACAGUUAUUAUUCUUCUUUUGAGGAAGGAGUUUGAACAAAUAUUAACAUUUCCAGAUUUUAUUCAGGAUUCCAUUUUCUGUUAUUUUCUUCUUUCUCCUUGUCCCCUUACUUCUUCCUCUGUUUGUUUUCUUUUUCCUUCCUUGGCUGCUUCCUGUAGCUCUUCAUUGUGUUCCUCCUCCUUGCUUGUCUUCCUUACAGCUUGCCAGCUGUAUAAAUUCAUGAGAAUUUCUAGGGCUGCACAAUAUCAGGGAAACAUUUAACUGCGAUACUAAUUCUGAAUGAUACUUUUUCUGGAUAUUGCGAUGACUAUAUCGAUCCACAAUUCCCAGACUUUUUUCCCCACCUUCAUUAAAAUGUACCCAAUUUUCUGUAUAACCUCUAGAAUCUCAGGCAGGAAUAAUGUGGGGAUCGAAAAUGUUAUUCAGUCAAAAAAUAAUUACUACAAUGCAGGGCACUUUAAAUAUAACAUCUUAUGAAAUAUAUCAGUCAGGUGUUCUUACGGUUUGCUAAUUUGCACACAGUUACGUUUGAUUUAUGGUGCAGCUUUAACGAAUGUCUAAUCUGGAAAUUUUGACAUCAAUAUAUUUCGGUAGGAACUCUAGAUUUUCAUUCAAAAUCACCCCCUUCAUCAUUCCUACCUUUACCGGAGAGAAGCCUCCCCACAGCAUGACACUACCAUCACCAUGUUUCACAGUUCCUUAGACUUCACUCUAUCACUAACAAAUUUCUACUGAGAUUAAAUGACACGUAAAAUCCCAAUUAAAUACAUCGAGGGUUGUGGUUUUAAACUGACGAAAUGUGCCGAAGCUUGAAGGGUGUGUAUACUUUUUGCAAGACAGUGUGUCUAGUUUUAUCUAUAAGAGGAAUAUUCCAACUUCUACUGUGGUUGACAGUGUACUGUAUUCUGCUGUGGUUCAAGAUGGCUCAUUUACUUGCGAUUUAGCACUUUUUGGAUAUGUUGCCUUGGCCAAAACGCCACUUCACUACUGCCAAAGGAUGAGUAAGAAAGAUUUCCCCCCCGGCCCCUCUUUUUUUUUGUUCUCCUCCAAAGCCCGGUUUUGUUGUUGGAUGAAGGCUGGAGUUGCCAAACUGCUCCCAAUGUUUACCUUGGAACACAAAUCAGACAGGAGGUACAGCACUUAAAAAAAAUAUAUAUAUAUGUAUAUAUAUUUAUAUAUGCUCCACUGGAACCUGUGAGCGAUAAAAGCAACCGAGAUUUUCAUAUUCUUCGUUCAGUCCACACAGAAAUCCAGUAAAUCAAAUCGGCAUUUGGACUGUGCGAAGGUAAGUUUACAAUUUUAGCUGUAAACCAAGUUAACUUAAGUGCAAACGACUGCCAGUGAUGUUCACAUUUACGCCAGUUUUCUCCAAAACCCUGAACCCGACUUGGAUUUUUGUUUCUACUCUCAGAAAGCAGCCGUUUGUUUCUCAGGAAUGUGAACACUUCAACAACACGCUGGUUCCACAAGUUUUUUGUUGUUGUUUGUUUUGUUUCUUUUUUUAUACUCCAAAACAGUUCGGUGAACAAAAACCCAACAUGAAGCAAUCCAGAUGCGUUUUGGAUUAGCAAAGAAACUUAGAUGAAUGUGUUAAACGUGAUGAGAUCAACCACUAUUUUAUGCUGUUUUUAUUUAUUUUGAUUGUACUGUGUGAUUUUUACUUUGGAGAAAAAAAUGUGUUUCCUUGUGUAAUUAAUUUACUCUGAAAACGGGGUAUACAGUGUUUCAGCUCCCUCCGAUCCCCAAACCUUGGGUUUGGCUCGGAAAGCAUUCCUCGUGUAUGAAAACCUCUUUCGUCCAUGUUGUCGAGAAUGUGUGCGAAAGCACGGAAAACCUGUUUGUUGCACUGUCGUUCACACCUCUCUACUUGUAAUUGCUGAUGUAAAAACGGCACGUAGGAACGCCUGUUGGUUCAAAUCUCCAAGUAGGGGAAAACAUUCAAAGUCGCAUCCUUGAUCGGAUAGGAAACAUUAAGACACUUUAUUGCUAAAACGGCUGCCAGACACUUAGAAAAAAAUUUAAUGGUGCAGUUUUUUCCUCUACAGCGACAUAAAUAUAUAUUUAUCUUCUCUUCAUUCACUUGCGGGAGCCGUUUUCUCCUACAAUCCACCGUACCGUUCCAUCAUCUGUCCACAUGGUGGCAGUGUUGAGAUAAAUUUGGAUCACUUCAAACACCUAAUGCAUGAUAUUUUUUCUUCUAAUCAAAAAAAGUGUCUCGACGGCCAACAAUAAACGUGAACGCGCCCGGUUCGGUUUGGAAUGCACACCGACCAGACUCGGUGAGGUAACUCCACCGCCUCCGCAUCAGCGCAGAGGGUGGACAUACUGUAACCGACGUAACCGACGUGCUGGUGUUUGUGUGACCUCCUACCGCAACCCCUCCCCUGUGUCAGAGCACUGAUGCUUUGUGAAUGAAUGGAUGGUAAUUUUACACCUGCCACAUAUUUUUCUUGUGACAACUUGAUUUAGAACCACGAUAACUAUAUUUUAUUAUUGGUUUAUAGUGUUGUGGAAUAAAGAAAUGUGCAUUACGGUA